AUAUUGAGUUGGUGUUAAAUCUUUAUUUUUGUGAUAGUGAAAUGAGUCUGUCUAGUCUGCUUUUUGUUUCCUUCUCCCUCUUUCACUCUCUAUCAUAUUCUUUUAUUUUAUUUGUUUUUUUUUUACUGCUACAUUCCUCAGUUUUGUCUCUCAUUUAGAGGGACCCUCAUCCUUUUCUUCACCUUUUUAAGAAGUUUGGGUUCCUUGUUGUGUGCAGCAAAAUGCAUCUUUUAUACAUAACUCUCAGAUCAAAUCAAGAACACAGAAGAAGAAGAUUUUGAAGCAAAUCUUGAUAUAGUUUUGUGUCUUUCUUUGCUGAUUAGUUGAGUUAAAAAUUGAAUCUUUGUGCAUAAAUCUGAGAGAGAAGAAACGGGGUAGAAGAAAAACCAAGGUUGUUGGAGAAUAGAGAUAUUUUUGGUUAAAACAUGAGGGAUUUUCCUUCUUGUUUUGGGGAAACUGGGGUUCAAGUAGCUGAUUUUUCAUCAUCAAGUGGUAAUAAGGCUGCUCAGAAUUUGGUGACUUGUGUUUAUCAGUGUAAGUUGCGUGGGAAAUCUUGUUUGCUUAAUGUUACCUGGGGUAAGAAUUUGAUGGGGCAAGGUCUUACUGUUGGGAUUGAUGAUAAUACAAAUCAGUGUCUUUGUAAGGUUGAUAUUAAGCCCUGGUUGUUCUCUAAGAAGAAAGGGUCAAAGACUUUAGAAGCAUAUUCUAGGAAAAUUGAUGUAUAUUGGGACCUGUCCUCAGCGAAGUUUGGAUCUGGUCCAGAGCCAUUGGAAGGAUUCUAUGUGUGUGUGGUUUCCGAAAGGCAAAUGAUUUUGCUCCUUGGUGAUAAGAAAAAAGAAGCUAUCAAGAAAACAAGUGCCACUCCUGCUGCUUCUGGUGCUGUUUUUGUUGCUAAGAAGGAACAUAUAUUUGGCAAGAAGGUAUUUGCCACUAAGGCUCAGUUUUGUGAUAAUGGCCGAGUCCAUGAUCUCGUGAUUGAAUGUGAUACAAGUGGCACCAGCGACCCAUGCCUUGUCAUCCGCGUGGACAGUAAGCCAAUGUUGCAGGUAAAGAGGCUAAGGUGGAAGUUCCGCGGUAACCAUACCAUUUUGGUUGAUGGCCUUGCUGUAGAACUGUUUUAUGAUGUCCAUAACUGGCUUUUUGGCACAUCCAUUGGAAGUGCCGUCUUCAUGUUCAAGACCAACAUUUCAGCUGAGAAAUUAUGGGCAACACAGCCCAUCUGCGAUCCCCAAACACUAAAUUGGUCUUGGUCACAGAGAUUCAGAGAGGCCCAGUCGCAUAAUCUUGGUUUCUCACUCUUUUUAUAUGCUUGGAAAAAUGAAUAGUCAAUUUGAUUGUAUUCAACCUUGAGUUCUAACGUAUACUUUAGCGAGCUGUGAUUUAUUGACUAUGAAAUUCAAUUAUACUUUCAUUUUAAAUAGUUGAUUUGUUCUUUUCGUAUGUUCAGUUGCUCAAGCUGAGAGCCAAGACAAAUAGACAUUUUUGCCAGUUUGGUUGUAAAUUGUUCAAUUAUAGUUCUUUUCAUUUACUUUUCCAAUUUCCAUGGAGAAGAAUAUGAAAUCCAUUUAUUCUUGGUUAAA
This is a messenger RNA of Capsicum annuum, 1580 nucleotides long. RefSeq lists its product as uncharacterized. The record is from RefSeq and is a predicted model, not a curated record. Bases 426 to 1325 code for a protein of 299 amino acids. The transcript is spliced from 2 exons. NCBI's taxonomy places the organism in Eukaryota, Viridiplantae, Streptophyta, Magnoliopsida, Solanales, Solanaceae.